CAUAGUUCUUGUGGGCUUAUUGUUGGAAACCUUCAUCUUUGGAUAAACUUGUUGGAAAUCUCACCAAACUUUAACAAUGCCUUUCAAAGUGCAAAUCGACAAAUGUCCCGUGUGUGACAAAGCUGUUUAUGCAAAUGAGGCCAGAUUGUGCGCUAGUGAGAAAUUCCACAAAUACUGUUUCAAAUGUAGUAUGUGUGCCAAGAUGUUGGACAGUACUACUGUAGCCAACCAUGGUGUGAUCCUCUAUUGUAAGCAAUGUCACGGUAAGAAGCAUGGUCCCAAGGGCUAUGGCUUUGGGGGUGGUGCAGGAGCUCUCAGCAUGGACCAGGGAGAGCGUCAUGGAAAUGUUGAAAGUGAAAUGGGAAACAAACCCACUGAGGUACAUGUAGGUGCUGCAACUGCUUGUGUUAAACCUGAAGAUGGGGGCUGUCCAAGAUGCGGCAAACGUGUCUAUGAUGCUGAGAAAGUUAUCGGAGCUGGAUGGGGUUGGCACAAGAACUGCUUCAGAUGCAAGCCUUGUAACAAGUCCCUGGAUUCCACUACAUGUACUGACAAAGAUGGAGAGCUUUACUGCAAAUCAUGCUAUGCCAAGCAGUUUGGCCCCCAUGGCAAGAUCUAAGCUGUCCAAAGAUGAAGAUCUGAUCAAGAUAGUACCAUUAAAGACAUACACUGUAAAACUUGUCUAAGUUGGUCUCAUCUCCAACAAACAAACCAGGGAAUGAUCGGAAUUACAAGUUUUCAAUGCCAGCUGAAUCCCAG
This is a messenger RNA of Owenia fusiformis, 759 nucleotides long. Lineage: Eukaryota; Metazoa; Annelida; Polychaeta; Sabellida; Oweniidae. The record is from the annotation of a GenBank genome assembly.